Molecule: messenger RNA, 494 nt
Organism: Moneuplotes crassus
Lineage: Eukaryota; Ciliophora; Spirotrichea; Euplotida; Euplotidae
Source: the annotation of a GenBank genome assembly
AUGUCAGAAAGUAUUCCAAUUCACAAGCUCUGGGAUGAUUCCUUCUGAAAUGUCACCGAAGACUAUAAUGAAUCUUCUGGUAAAAAUAGAGUUUAUACUUGGGAGAGCAACAAGAGCUGACUUGCAACAAACAAGGAUGCAACCACCUCUCCAAUAGAGCUUGAUGGUAUGGUUGAUAACCAUAAUGCUUGAAACUCAAGCCUUCCCCAAAAGAACCAUUUUAAGCAAAAGAAGAGAUGUGACUAUAAACCUCACCAAAGGGAAUCAUAUACUGCUUCUCGUUUUAAAACUAAAGAAAGCUUAUCUGAAAACCUAAAAUUUCAUCAGAUUUUUCCAUCGGACAAGAGUCCUACUCCUACUGUAGUAAGAGAUAAUGGAAGCCCCCAAAGCUGGAAGGAGAAAUGCAGAAUCGGUCAAAAGAAAUCGUCCACAAAGAUUCUUAGAGCUAUGAAGUCUAUGCCACAAGGAGAGCUCAGGUUUUAAAGCCUUCCCUC